Durusdinium trenchii is the source of this 1426-nucleotide messenger RNA. Lineage: Eukaryota; Dinophyceae; Suessiales; Symbiodiniaceae. The record is from the annotation of a GenBank genome assembly.
CUCCAGCUGCGGUCGGGGGAAGUUUUCAGGACGCGCAGGACAUCGGCGGCCACGUCUUCCUUGAGGCGCGAGUCCGAUCGGUGCCUCUUAGGCCGUUCCCCUACGGAUCGAGCGGCUGCCGGAGGCUUUGCAAGAGGAGAUGCAGAAGAGUCUUAGCACCCAGACUCAACUCUUUAACCUGGUGAACGCGGAAGUGCAAAAGCUUCAGGCGGAACUCGCAGCUGUUAAGCGAGAGCGUGAUACGCUCAGACAGGCCAACGCUGCGCUGACCGCACAGCUGAAGGAGGCGUCGGAAGACAAAACGAGAGGGGCGCCCCCCACUGCAGGCACGGGGGUCGUCGCCCAGCUGGGCAGUGAGAAAGAUAAGUCGGAGAAGUUCGCACUUGAGAAGUACUUCCCGAAUCACCACAAAGCUCCGGUGCACAGUGUAGCCAUGAGCGACGACUCCACACGCUUUGUGACCGCCUCCUGGGAUGCGACGAUGCACGUCUUCGACCUCACGAGAAAGGAACUGGACAAGCUCGGGCGCCACGUAAUCAGGCCGCAAAGAGUGAGCAGAUGGGUGGCCUCUACUCUGUGGCCUUUGCGAAAACGGCCCCGGAAGUGCUGGGCUGCACCUCGGUGGACCGGCAUGUAUACUUGUGGAACCAUGUCACAGGGCAGCAAAUCUCCAAGCUUGGUGGUGACAAGGGCCACCAGGACGAAGUGAAUGGCAUAGACUUUCAUGCAGGGCAGCAGGUCAUGGCAACCGCGUCCGAUGAUUCGAACGCCAUCAUCUGGGACUUCGCCGAGGGCAUUCCUCUGCGAACGCUGAAGCAUCCAGAGAAGCCAGUUUAUGGGGUGACCUUCCUUGGCAAGGACCCCGAGAGGCAAUACUUCGUCGCCACCUGCUGCUUCGACCAGAGGACCCGCAUUUUUGACAUGCGGGACAAGAAGGUAGUGACUACUCUCGAUGGUCAUACGGAUGAUAUUAUUGGUAUUGAUUAUGCGACCCAGGGGCUUUUGGCCACCGGAUCGGAUGAUGGGAAUAUUUUAAUCUACGAUACAAAGACAUGGAAGUUGCUACAUCGACUUGAGUGCAAGGUGGACCUCUCAGCAGAGACGGAGGUGCAGCGAGUCGAGAUGGCGACAUGCUGGCGGCGGCCUGCUCGACGGGGAGCGUGCUGAUUUACUCUGGCUUCAAGUCCAUGGAGAAGCCAACCAUAAGGCAAAAGCUGAGCGGGCACACGGACUGUGUCUUCGACGUGGCUUGGGGAACCGACUCUAGGAGCAAUGGAGCCCUGUUGGUCUCUGCCUCGCACGACAAAUCCGUGAGAUUUUGGAAGGAGGUGCUGUGAGUGCCGGGCCGCGGAUGCCGGGCCCUCUCCGCGGCCCGUCGUGCCUGUGGGCGAAGGAAGGAUUUCGGCUGAGAUCAGUGUCAUGUGAG